AUGUCAGAACCCCCUCCCACACCGCCAGGACUUCUUCAUGAUUCGUCUUUGCCUCAAUCUCCUCUAACUGUUGCUAUCGAUGAUGGAACGGAAUCUUCCGGACCACCUUCUUCGAUCAAUCUGAAGGAGACCAACAUGUUCCAAGUGGCUCCCAUAAGCCAGGUGGAUCCACGAAGUCUCGAGUACUUGGCGAACAGGUUGAGGAAUCAGAUGCCGUCUGGAUCUGGUCAGGCCGAGGGACAAGCAGCUCCUUUCAAGAUGGACGAUGUUGCUGUGACCGUUCGGAGUAUUCUGGUAGAUAGUCAAGCUGAGGACCUUCACAAUUUCAUGAAUGCAAUGGUUGUUGGUCCACAGAGAACUUCCGAACCUGGCACAUCGAGCCAAGCAAAUGGCUCUUCGGACAUGCUGACGCUUCUUGGAAAGUUUCUCCCCAUCCCUGGACCUUCGGAACCAUACAAGGCAUUAGCUACACCGCCCAUUCAGCCAAUAGCUUCAAAAAGACCUUCUGACGUUUCCAAUCCAUCUACCUCUACCCUAGCCAAAAGGGACCAACCAGGAUCAUCCAACCAAGCAAGUCGGCAACCGGAUCUUCCCGGACCGUCUAGUCAGCUUCAAACAGCUCUGAGCAGAUCUUCCGAUCCAUCUGCCUCUACCCUAGCCGAAAUGGAUCAACCAGAACUAACAACUGCUGAGAUAUCUGCUUCAUCCCAGCCACCCAAUGCCUCCACUGAUGGAUCAGAGUCACCCCCGAAGAUUCGGGACAAGAAGGAUGUCUCCAGAACAUCCGAGAGGCCGAAAGCUCAACGAUCCACCAAGAAACGAAGCUCUCCUGGACAAUCGUCCUCAGACAAGCUUGGUUCAACAGUGAAGCAGAGCCUCACCUCUGAACCAUCUCAGCCAGCAUCCGGACCAUCCGGAAUAUCACUCAACGAAUUCAAACGCUGCUACCCUAUCACCAUUAAAGUCCCUCGUCGAAAUCUGAAGCAAAAAAUUGAAGAAGUCGGAACAUCGAAGCAGCUGGAAGAGCAAGAGGAGCAGGGCUCGAAACCAAAGAAGCAAAAGAAGGCCAUGGUCGAGACAGAGUACAUGGUCUGGACGAAGGACAAGGAAAAAAGAAGAGGUUCCACAAAGCAAAUAAAGAGGCCGAUUGAUGAAUUUCACUAUAAAUUCCCUGAUGGCUUUGUGAAGAAUGUCAAAUUCUUCAAGGGGGUUCCUAUGGGCGAAAAACGGGAUCUAAGUGGCUACUCUGUCGAGAAGCUCUUCGAGGAAUGGUCCAGAAGUGAGAUUCAAGAUUCUGAAAAAGCAGGAGACACGCAAGGAACUUCUGGAGCCAACGAUUCGGAUCAGAAGGUAUUUCAGAUGUCCCAACUCAAUGAAACCGUCAAACGGGCGAUUUCCAACCAAGGCAGACACAGUUCAAAAGAGCGUUGGGAGCCAGUUGCCGAAUUGGUCAAAAAAGACUACCCCAUUCAUCUGCCCCUCGAAAACGGAGAAAAUCUGGUGGAUUUUGUCGCCAAGAACGGGUCAAUGCCUCUUCUGACUCUUUUGCUUGACAGAGGAGCAUUUCCUACCACCCAACUCUCCACCCCGAUCGAAAGUAUCGUUGAGGAACAUGUGGAUCAAGUGGCAAUAGCCAUCGAGAAGGCGAUCCCAGACGUAUAUCCACAUUUGAAAAUUGGAAACGAACCGGAGGAUUUGAAAGCUAUGCUAAAAUCGUUUGCUUCCAUUCCAGUUGGAACGAUAGGACACGUCCAGAAAGAGGUGGACGUUCAGCUGAGGGAAGGACAGAAGUUUGGCUUGAUGGUGGCCCCAAUGGUAAUCAAAGAAAUGGGUUUCGAGUCCACCGAAGACACCGAACUCGAGCUGGCAUUCAAUGGGGAACGUCUUCAACCGAAAUUUGCCGCUUUCUUCGAAGCCACGCCCCUUCAAGGUCCAAAUCGUCUCGAAUUGGAACUCCCAAGGGCUUCCGGAAACUUCCUUAUCGUGGUCCCUGUUUGGUUCACAGAAAACGUCUAA
Molecule: messenger RNA, 2016 nt
Organism: Caenorhabditis briggsae
Lineage: Eukaryota; Metazoa; Nematoda; Chromadorea; Rhabditida; Rhabditidae
Exons: 5
Coding region: 1-2016 (671 amino acids)
Source: RefSeq, a predicted model, not a curated record